Molecule: messenger RNA, 1770 nt
Organism: Actinia tenebrosa (Australian red waratah sea anemone)
Lineage: Eukaryota; Metazoa; Cnidaria; Anthozoa; Actiniaria; Actiniidae
Product: transmembrane protein 161B
Source: RefSeq, a predicted model, not a curated record
CCUGGCCUAGUCAAGCGACAGGUCGAACAGUUUUCUGGGUAACACUUCCCAGGUUCUCUCUGAUAUAUGUGAGGAACGCCUAGUACUUUCUCGUCUUUAAGGAGAAUUUCAGGAGAAUUCCCUAAAAGUCUUCACCAAUGUCUUGAAAUAUCCAAGUUAAAAUUCUUAUUUAUUGGUUUGAAUAGAGAUCAAUUGAACCAAAAGCAUGGCUUUAUUUGGGAUUCAGUUCGUUUUGAGUAUCACUGUUGCUACGUUCCUGCAGAAGCUUUCGCCUUAUCUUUCUCCAGCGAGAUGGAUCCUUUGUAAUGGCUGGCUAAUUCGAUAUCUUCACCCAACUGAUGAUCAGUUAAAAGCUUUGAUUGGUAAACCAACUGCAACCACAAAAGGAAACAGGAAAAGAACAAAUAACUAUGAAACAAGAAAAGGGUCUUCAAGUGACAGUACAUAUGGUACAGAUAAUACAUUCACCAUUCCAUGCUCUCUUGACAUCCAACUUGAAAAAGCCAAGUUAGCAGAGUUCGAUGUUCUACCACAGUUUCUCUACAGUGACUACAAAUGGCUGAUAGAUUUUUCUUGUAGUGCUGCAGUUUUAAACAUACUUAUUGAAGCGUUUGCUUGCUUCUUUCCGGCAAUUCUUUCUCAAGAGUUCAACCUUGGAUUAUUUUGGAAUUUGCUAGUUAUUUUAUUUUCACUCAAAGUCUUACUGUCAUUGACAGCUGCCUACUGGAGGGGGGAGGACACAGGAGAAAGAUCAAUAUGCCUGACAUUUGGUCUCUUCUUCUUCGUGGCAGCCAUGGCAGUUUUAGUGGUUGAUGAAAGUUUGCUGGAUUUUAAAUUGGAUGCAGGUUAUGAGAAGUUCUCUAAAAAGGCUGCUGACUUCUUGAAAAAACAAGGGUUCAGUUCAAGAGAGCCUGCCCCUAUCUGGGUGUUCAAGUUUAUGCUGGCCAUCGCAUCGGCUGUUCUUGGUGCCUUCAUGGGAUUUCCUGGCAUGAGAGUAGCUAACAUGUAUCUUGAUUCAUUGUAUUACUGCAGAGAAACUAAGUACAUGGUGGCUCUUCUUCAUCUUAAUUUUCUGUCUCCCUUAUUUCUUCUGUUAACCUGGAUUACACCUAUAGUCAAAGACCCACUAGUGACAGGAGAAUGGCACACUGCAAGACCAAAAGCUACUAAGUUGAUACAAAACGAACCGAAACCUCUAAUGAGUGAAUCGAUGUUCGAUGGCUUUCGUAUCGGUUUGGUAGUAUUUUUCUGUAUUGUUCGGUUAUGCUUAACGUGGAGACACCUACAGUCCUACCUCGACAUGGCACAGGAGAGAAUGGAGAAACUCAAACGAGAAACAGGCAGGAUAACCAAUAUAGACCUACAGAGAAAGGUUGCGGGAGUGUUCUAUUACCUCUCUGCAGCAACACUACAGUACUUGGCUCCCACGGUACUCAUAUUGUUCACAGCUCUGGUACUGAGAACGAUAGAGUUUACAGACUGGUCUGCCAUCCCAGAGGGAGGCACCUCCCGUCUCGACUACUCCAAUCUUAUCUCAAACUCCACAAGAGAAGCGGCACUUAGCCUCAGAGGGGUGCUCUCACCUGAGCUGUUUCAGGGGGUGUUCUCCUACUUGCUGUGGUGGAUGUGUUCAUCUUGGUUCAUUACGUCAGUGUUUGGAGUUAUUUAUUUAAAGAUGAUCAACCCUUGACUGGCGUUCUUGAUGCACGUGUUAUAUAUAAUAUUAGAUGUUUUAUUAUUUGAAUAAAGUCAGUUCAUGAGGUGAAUAUU